Columba livia (rock pigeon) is the source of this 3520-nucleotide messenger RNA. RefSeq names its product GTP dependent ribosome recycling factor mitochondrial 2 (gene GFM2). Lineage: Eukaryota; Metazoa; Chordata; Aves; Columbiformes; Columbidae. The coding region runs from base 379 to 2712 and encodes 777 amino acids. Gene Ontology annotation, cellular component: mitochondrion. Gene Ontology annotation, molecular function: GTPase activity; GTP binding. The transcript has 21 exons. Gene Ontology annotation, biological process: mitochondrial translation; ribosome disassembly. The record is from RefSeq and is a predicted model, not a curated record.
GGCUGGAAACGCUUCCGCGCGGCGCUUUGGUUCCUGCCGGCGGAGAGUCCAGGUGCGCGUCUCCCGGGACCUGCGCGGCCACUGGGCGGGCCGGAAACAGGUUAAAAACAGAGAGGGAGAGGCCGGAGCAACGCUUUUAGCCUCCUGGGUUUGUCCGGUGGGAACGUGAGGGCGGGACCCGGGGCUGCGAGGUCCUGGGGACGGAGAAGAGCACGGCUCCUUCCGGCGGCAUGGCGGCUGUCCCGGCCGGAGCCGGAGCCGCACUCGCGGCGCAAGCCGGGGCUCGGCCCUGCUGAGGCUCUUUAUCUGGAGACGGCAGAUAACGCGGGACCGGCGGAGCGACGUCCCCGCGGGAACAGCUUCAGAGACAGGAGCAGAAUGUUGGGCAUUAUGAAGAAAUUUCCGAUAAAUGCAUUGAAGUCAUCAAGUUUGUGCAACGAAUAUGGGUACUUCAGAAAGACAAAGAUGCGAGUCAUAAGUGUGACACAACAAAACCACAAUCUAAGACACUUCAGUUCUUCACAAGGAGAUGUUAAGUCACUGCGUUCUGUCAUUAAUCCUCAUAUAUCCAGAAUCCGAAACAUUGGCAUUAUGGCCCACAUUGAUGCAGGGAAAACAACAACAACAGAGAGAAUGCUGUAUUAUUCUGGAUACAUAAGAACACUUGGAGAUGUUGAUGAUGGGGACACAGUGACAGAUUUUAUGGUACAAGAGCGAGAACGUGGCAUUACCAUUCAGUCUGCUGCUGUUACGUUUGACUGGAAGGACUACAGAAUCAAUCUAAUUGACACCCCAGGUCAUGUGGACUUUACAGUGGAAGUUGAGCGUUGUUUGAGAGUCCUUGAUGGAGCAGUAGCAGUGUUUGAUGCUUCGGCUGGUGUUGAGGCCCAAACUCUGACAGUGUGGAGACAAGCAGACAAACAUCAGAUACCACGAAUAUGCUUUUUGAACAAGAUGGACAAAAACAGGGCAAGUUUCACAUAUGCUGUUGAGAGUAUCGAACAAAAGUUGAAGACAAAACCUUUGCUUUUACAGUUGCCCGUUGGGGAAGCCAAGACCUUCAGAGGACUGGUUGAUGUUGUGACUAAGGAACAAAUAAUUUGGAAACCUACUUCUCAUUUGGAUGAUGGAAAAAAUUUUGAGCAAAAGCCGCUGCUGGAGGCUGAUGAUCCCAGCCUGUUCCAAGAAGUCCAGGAUGCCAGAAAUACCUUAAUAGAACAAGUUGCAGAUCUGGAUGAUGAAUUUGCUGAACUGGUUCUAGGAGAAUACAGUGAAAAUUUUGACUUAAUACCACUUGACAAGUUACGGUCUGCUAUCCGCAGAGUCACGCUAGCUCAGAAAGCGGUACCUGUGCUCUGUGGCAGUGCAUUGAAGAAUAAAGGAGUGCAGCCUUUACUGGAUGCUAUCACUAUGUACUUGCCCGCACCUAAUGAGCGUUCAUAUGAGUUUCUACAAUGGUACAAGGAUGACCUGUGUGCCCUAGCGUUCAAAGUUCUCCAUGAUAAAUCUCGUGGACCACUUGUUUUUGUUCGCGUUUACUCAGGUUCACUGAAACCCCAAUCAGCUGUAUAUAAUAUUAACAAAAGUUGCACGGAGAGAAUGAGCCGGCUGCUCCUGCCUUUUGCUGAUCAGCAAAUUGAAAUACCAUCACUAAUGCCAGGCAACAUUGCCCUUACUGUUGGGUUGAAACAGAGUGCCACUGGAGAUACCAUAGUGUCCUCAAAGGCUUCAGCAGCAGCUGCAGCACGCCGGGCUGGAAGGGAUGCUGCGGGACAAAAGAGAUCUGCCAGUGAUGCAGAGAGCCUUCUGCUGGCAGGUGUUGAGAUCCCCGACCCCGUCUUCUUCUGUACAAUUGAACCCCCUUCAAUGGCCAAACAACAAGACUUGGAUAACGCAUUGAGCUGCCUUCAGCGUGAAGAUCCAAGUUUAAAAGUGAAGCUCGAUCCUGACACGGGACAAACUAUUCUCUGUGGCAUGGGAGAACUACACAUAGAGAUCAUUCAUGACCGAAUCAAACGUGAAUAUGGAAUUGAGACUUAUUUGGGACCCCUUCAAAUAGCCUACAGAGAAACCAUCCUAAAUGCUGCCCAAGCUACAGAUGUUUUGGACAAAACAGUAGGAGAUAAACGACACUGUGUAACUGCAGAGUUAGAGGUGAGGCCCAGGUUAGGAGAGAGAGCAACAACAAAACCUGCCAUCGAGUACGCUGCGAGUGUCAUUGAAGUGCUACCCAAAGAACUCCAAGAAGCUAUAGAAAAUGGAAUAGUGAACUCAUGCAUUCAAGGACCCUUGCUUGGAUUCCCAGUUCAGGAUAUAGAUGUGACAGUGCAAUCACUGACAGUGCAUCCUGACACCUCCCACACAAUGGUAUCAGCCUGUGUCUCUCGUUGCAUGCAAAAGGCUUUGAAAAAAGCGGGUAUACAAAUACUGGAGCCCCUGAUGAACCUAGAAAUCACCGUAAGCGAAGAUCACCUCAGUGCAGCACUUGCUGACCUUGCACAGCGGAGGGGCAGCAUUCGGGAAAUCCAGAGUCGUCAAGAUAACAGAGUUGUGGUUGCUGCUGUUCCACUAGCGGAAACCAUGGGCUACUCAACAGUUCUGCGUUCUCUAACAUCAGGCUCAGCAACCUUCACGUUGGAGCUCGCCCGUUACCAAGCCCUGAACAGUCAAGAGCAGAGUGCACUUCUUCAGAGGAGGAUGGGGCUGGUGUGAUCGCUUUCCUCUGUGGAACAAUCAAGCUAUUUUCUGUCCUCCCUGUUUUCAGGAGCCUAUGUAUGUACACCAGUAUGUCCUUCUGGGAUCAACUGGCUUGUGGUAAAUGAUAGAUUAUCAGCUGUAGGAACAGACUGUGCUUCAAAGUGUCCAAGGGAAGGUUCAAGGCACAGCCUUGUAAUUUAAAGCACCUGAACCAGAGAUGCAACUGCAGGUUGCUGAUUUACAAACUCUUAUCUUACAGAUAAUCUGCAAUGAGAAGUGAUGCAAAUCCUCUUCAUGUAAAUGAGCACUAAGUGCACCUUAAUGCGCAAUUAGGACCGUUUCUUAACUUAGUAAGUAAAGCUUGUGAAGUUUAUGUCUAUAAACGAAACAAACUUACAGUUUUGGCAGUCUGUAUCUUGUUUUCAGCUGAAUAGUACGGUUAAUGAGUAUUUUUAGCUGUACAACUGUAAGCAUUAUUUCCGGUAUUGCUAGAAAGUAAUUCGAGCAAGAAUACAGGACUGGGUGUAACUUCUACCCAAGUUUGCUUUAGCAAAUUUGUGGACUGGAUGCUUCUGCAAAUUGAGUGAGAUCUGUGCAAAAAAUAUAAGAAAGGCAGAGUUCUGCUGGGGAGUGAUCUCAACCUACCAUCUCAGCGCACGUUAAGGGGGAUUUCUUUCUGGACCUUUAGGAAUUUGUGUUUUAAGCUGUAAUGGGUCUGAUUUGCCAUGUGUUACAAGUCAGUUCUGAUUUGCAGUUAGCUGGUCACAUAGAAAAGAAGCAAAGGAUAAGAUACUUUUAAAUAAAAAAGAUGGAUUGCUCUUUA